Messenger RNA from Nematocida parisii ERTm1, 753 nucleotides. RefSeq names its product haspin protein kinase. The record is from RefSeq and is a predicted model, not a curated record. NCBI's taxonomy places the organism in Eukaryota, Fungi, Microsporidia. Gene Ontology annotation, molecular function: protein serine/threonine kinase activity; ATP binding. Bases 1 to 753 code for a protein of 250 amino acids. Gene Ontology annotation, biological process: protein phosphorylation; intracellular signal transduction. The transcript has a single exon. Gene Ontology annotation, cellular component: cytoplasm; nucleus.
AUGAAAAAGAACUAUGUGAAAGUACAGCACACGAUGGUUGACCAUUUUAUUAAGGAGUGCUUGGUGAUGGAGCGAAUGAACUGUUCUGAAUAUUCUACCAAAAUAUAUGCGUGGUAUAUGGUGAACUCCCGGUAUCCACGAGAGCUAAUAGAAAUAUCCAGAGACUGGGCAAGAAGAAACAAAAAUCAAGCAGAGAACAUUAUACCACAGGCGAAUAACUCAUCCGGAUUAUUUGGCGUGAUUGAAAUGGAGUAUGGUGGACGCGAGCUUGAAAAGCUUGACUGGUCUCUUAUGACACAUAGAGAUGUUAAUAUGAUUGAGGACGAGCUUAGAAAGUGCUUUUACGUAAUGAAUGAGCUGCAGGUAGAGCACAGGGAUCUGCACCAAAGCAAUGUUUUAGUUAAAAAGAAUAGUAAUGGUGAGUAUAGUGUAAAGACAAUUGACUAUUCGCUGGCACGCGCUGUAAUUCGGAAAGAAGACGGGGAUAGUGGGUCUAUUACUAUUCUACAGACAAAUUCUAAGGGGGUUAUAUAUAAAGCAGGCCCUAUUUUGUAUACGAAUAUAGACAAAGACUUAUCGUGGCUGUUUGAAGGGGAUGCUAGCACAGAUCCCCACCGGAGUAUAUACAAGAAAAUGAAUCGCACAUACACAGGGAGUAAUAGAUGGAGAAAUCCAGGGCCCAGUAACACAUUUUGGAUGAACUAUCUCAGAACAUGGAUGGAGAGUCAGAUAGGAAAUAGCACUCAGACAUAG